UGUAUUCCUAGUCAAAACAACAAAAGAAAAUGAUUGAUGAUGAUUUAACUAACUCCCUGGCGUGACAGGGGUAACCGAAUCCAUGUCUUCUGGUCGGCAAAACCAUAAACAACAAGUUGCAAAGCACUCAUAUCCCAAUCGGAACAAUGUCCAGGACUUCUUGAGAACUUGAUGAUCCCGCCGGGGAUAAAAACACCCAACCACGUUUUUAUCCCUCCAAGCCACCACCGCAAACACCAACCCGGACAAGAGCGCGUGACCCCUGUCGAUGAAACCCAACCGGUAUUUCUUCAGGUCAGGAACUGGCAACGGCGGCGCCCCUUGAAUCAAACAGCCACAUUCCGGUGGACGUGGCAAACCGGAGUUAGAAACUGGAAGGCUAAGAGGGUUCCGGUUGGCAUGAGGUUGGCUAAGUUGGCCGUCACAGACAAGACUUGUGAUAAUGCUCGCUGCGGCGGCGUCGAGGAGGAUGAGGACCGCCGAGGUGUUGGUUGUGGUUUUGGAGAUUCCUGUGCAUUUUCGUCGGAGUCAACUGCCGGAUUUGCUAGACUUGCUCGGGUUCGGAGAGACAUGUUUUGUUCAAAAAAAGUUUGGAAAUGAGUUGUUUGAUGAGAGCUGAAAACUAGUGAAAGAAUAUGUUGAAUUUGAUAUGUUG
Oldenlandia corymbosa var. corymbosa is the source of this 655-nucleotide messenger RNA. The record is from the annotation of a GenBank genome assembly. Lineage: Eukaryota; Viridiplantae; Streptophyta; Magnoliopsida; Gentianales; Rubiaceae.